UAACGAUGAGACGCGCGCCCACUGACGUCACAGGGGUUGCCGUACUGACCGCUCUGUAAAUAGGAUACUGUGGAGGACCUGCCAAUCAUUCACAGUUUCCCGCCGCUGCGAAGUUGGAGAAGCGCUCGCGCUCACCGCUCUGCGAGAGCUGUCAAUCAUUCACCCGCUCCCAGGCGUCUCGUAGACCUGUCAAUCACCCGUCAGCAGCGGACGAAACGGAAACCGCGAGACGAAAUGCGCGUGAGACCGCUGCAAUCUACAAUGCUUCAUAUCGACGCGUCAUCCGCGCCGUUUGACAGGUGAGGAAAUCACCUAUGAAACGUUUGAGAGGUCAAGUGGGACACCAAAACGAUGGAUAAACGCGACAAGAAAGCGAAAGAGGAUUCGGAGACUUCCGCAAAACGUAAGGAUAAUUUCCCAGUAAAGUUUUUUCGGAGGAAAUCGUUUAAAUCCGUCGAAAGUUUGGUCAAUAGGAUACUGAGAAGUUUCGGGAGCCGGACCGGAGGCGCGCAAACAAACGGACGGUCGGCUGAAGAUGAUGACGGUGGGUUUGGGGUGAGCGCACCUUGCAGCGGAAACUCCGCACACAUGAGGAAAGAGGACAGUUGCUACCUGAGGAAAAGUUACUCGCUUCCCUGUCGCACUUCAGCCAAAGAGCGAUUCUUUUCGCUAUACGGUGAUCAAACGCCCGGUGUGUUGGGUUUGAAGAACCACGGGAACACCUGCUUUAUGAACGCCGUCGUGCAGUGCUUGAGCAACACGGACCUGCUGGCUGAAUAUCUGGGCUUGGAGCGAUAUAAACUGGAUGUGUGUCAGAGGGGAGUGAACGGGUUUGUACGGAGCGAGAACGUUCAGUAUGACAGUGAAGUCACGGAACAACUCGCGUCUUUGGUUAGAGCGCUUUGGACGCUUCAAUAUACGCCUCAACUCUCGGCUGAGUUUAAGGGCACUGUAUCUAAAUAUGGAGCUCAGUUCCGGGGAAAUUCCCAGCAUGAUGCUCUGGAAUUCUUACUCUGGCUCCUAGACCGCCUCCAUGAGGACUUCAACUCGUCUUCCACCUUCCCGGGUGGGAAUAGCAAAAGUAAAUCCAGCGGAAAGGAUCUUGAGGACGAUGCGCUUGCCUCUGAUGCUCUGAACCAAUCUCAGACGCAGCCUGGUGUUCGGCACAGCUUCGUACAGGAGCAUUUUCAGGCCCAAUACAAGUCAUCGCUCACAUGCCCUCAUUGUCUUAAGCAGAGCAACACAUUCGAUCCGUUUCUCUGCAUUUCUCUGCCCAUUCCUUUACGACAGACGAGGCCGGUGUGCGUGACUUUGGUGUUCAGUAAUAAAGGGCAGAGGUAUUUGCGAGUGGGGCUCGCUGUGCCCCUCUUCGGAUCUUUGGCAUGUUUGCGCAGGAUGGUGGCGGACGAGGGCAGCAUCUCUCCUGAUCAGGUCAUAUUGACCGAGAUCUACACAACGGGCUUCCAGCGUUCGUUCUUUGAUGAUGAUGAUCUGACCAGCAUAGCAGACAGUGACAUCAUCUAUGCCUUCCAAGCUCCGCCCCAUUACAUCAGGGGAGGGUCUGCACGGAUCUCAGGGUUCCACCACAGUCUUCCGUCCUCCCCAUUUAUCUCCGGGCCGGAGAGUCAGAGACUGGCUGCGUCCGGAGCGUUGUCCUCAGAGUUCCUGAACCAGGCUGAUGGGAUGGCGAAGAUCCUGCUGCUUGUUUGUAACACAGCCGAAGCGGGACAGCAGGCUGCCAGGUUUGGUCCUCCGUUUCUGAUGAGAGAAGACAGAUCGGUGUCAUGGGAGCAGCUACAGCAGAGCAUCCUCAGUAAAGUCUAUUAUCUCAUGAUCAAUGGAUCACAAGCACAGAAGUUCAAGGUGCUGUUCAGGAUCCGUGUUGUUGGGGGAUCUGCUUCUUACAGCUACCUAAAUCCUCAAGAUGGAAGGCCACUUCUCCACCCUGCGGUGGACAGAGCUUUGAAACUGUGUGGCUCAGGUGGACCUCCACACGUGAAGCUCAUGGUUGAGUGGGAGCACCGUAUCAAAGACUGCCUGUUUGGUAAUAUCCAGGAGGAGGUGGUAAAAGAUUCGGAAAGCGUUCGAGCUCAACAGCAACAUCACGUUCAGCAACACAGCUGCACGUUGGACGAGUGUUUCGAGCUGUACACCAAAGAAGAACAAUUGGCCCCAGACGACGCAUGGAAGUGCCCUCAUUGUAAGCAACUUCAGCAGGGCAUGGUGCAGCUGAGUCUCUGGACGCUCCCCGACAUCCUCAUCCUCCAUCUCAAACGCUUCCGGCAGGUGGGAGAGAAGCGCAACAAGCUCUCCACGCAGGUCCAGUUCCCCCUCGCGGGUCUCGAUAUGGGCCGGCAUGUGGUCAAGAGGAGCACGGGCGCCCGGCUGCCAUCUGGCUCCAAACAACAGUCCGAGAGCAGCAGACGAGCGGCAGACGUCUUGUACGACCUGUACGCGGUGUGUAACCAUCACGGAGGCAUGCACGGAGGCCACUACACGGCUUACUGCAGGAAUUCAGUGGACGGGCGGUGGUACUCUUACGAUGACAGCAGCGCUGAUCCGGUGCCUGAGGGGGAAGUGUGCACCCGCGCCGCAUACAUCCUCUUCUACCAGAGACGUGACGCCAUUCCAACCUGGUCCGCUAGCUGCUCCCUGCGAGGCUCCAUCUCCUCCUCGACAUCAGAUCACUGGCUCGCCAGACUGACUGCAGAAAGUCUGAUCUCUACACCACCUAACAAACUGACCAACUCAUCUUCAGCCCCUGAACCUCAAACCCCACACGUUCCCGUCAUCCAUGAACCUCCUAAAGAAGACGCUGAUGGAAAUGUCUCAUCGCCGUUUGUAAGGACCACUCGUGGCCAGAGCUUGAGUAUGCGUUACAACUCCAAAUCAAAGACGAGCAAAGUCCUUCCGCUUCGCUGGUCGUUUGGUUCCAAGGACCGCCGAAAACCAUCGACCGCCCCGCCACAAACAGGAACCGACGAGCUGGUGGAGUACCUCGAGUCUGGUCGACGCCCUCGUUGUACCAAGGAGCCAAUAGUUAGCAUCGUAGCUAGUCCUUCGCAGGUCAAAGCUCAGCCGCGUGAAGACGACGCUCUCAGUUCCCCCAGCCGAAGCAGUGGAGGCGUGGAGCGAAUAAACUAUCAAGGUCCAGAUUCACCUCGAUUGCCUGAAGGCCAGAGCAGGCCUCCAUCAUACUUUAACAACAUCGCUUCUAAUUGCAAUUCGAGAGCCGGUGGCCCAUCGGCCAAGAACAGCUCGAAAUUAUCCAGGCAGGAGCAUGACAGCACUCAGGUUGGCAAGUCGCUUCGGGGUUCCCCUACUGGCCUUCCCAAUGGGACCAGCUCGAGCGCUAAUGGUUCCAACAGCGCAUCUCAUUCCAGAGACUCCACAUUGAAAAGGAUCCGAAGCCAAGCUGCUAACAGGACUCAAGCACAGGUGGCUGCUGGGAAGGGCGAGGACAGCAGGUGUAAAGAUGGCGGCGUUUCAGGCACGACGCAUGCUGCCGCUCAGUUGCAUAAUGGGAAGUGUACGGAGGUGGCUUACGGAAAAACGCUUCCCAAUAAAAGCUCAGCCAAAAUGUCUCUGUCCAAUGGAGCUCUAAACGGGAAGGCGAUUGAAGUGAGAAAAACCAAUUACACCCACAAAAGCUCCAGUAAACCCAGAGACAAACAGGUUUCAGGAAGCACGGCCGAUAUUAAACGCGCCCACAGCUCAUCUAAUAUUCAGAGCAGGCUCGACAUGACUUUGAAAAGGACAUUGUCUCUCCAAAGAAACGGUCCACUGGCGCCGCUUCACCAAGGGCCUGCGGUAGAGAAGUCCAACUAUGCAACACUUCACAGAAUCAGAUACAGCAGCACAUCGCUCGGCAGACAGAGGCCUGUACCUGAAUCCUGCUUCUGAUUUAUGGCUUUCACUGUGGAUUGUGCUUUUCGUACACGUGCGGUCUGCGUCUGUCAACAUCAAAUCUGCAUUCGUGUAUCAUAGAGGACCUCAUUGUGUUGCCCGUGCUAACAAUAAUGUUUUAUACUGUAAUGUUUGACCGUCCUGAUCGGGUUUGAGAUUUCACACUAACUUUGCAAAACCUAGGUCAGCAUUCUCUCAUGCGGUUGAUAACUUUAAAUAGACAAAUAUAGCACUCCAGAUGCACACUGGUUUAAUAACAGCAGCUAAAUUGUAUGAUGUAAGCACUGAGCCAGCGUUUGAUUGGUUGUUUGUUGCAGCACAGUUCAGGGUUUAACGUGGUGCUAACCUCUUUUCAAAAUGAUACAAAUGAAAUGUUGCCGAACCCAAGGUUUAAUACCAACACUGUAAACCCAAAUGUUCAAAAUAAUCAAACAGAUUAAGUAAUGUAAACUUAAUUUUAUAAAAAAGUUCUACUUACUUAAAUAUUUUAAGUUCGUGAAACACUUUUUUACUUUUGAGUAAAGUAUAAUGAUUAUUUUUGAUUAACUUGAAUAAAACUCAAAAAUUUUAUUUGCUCCUUACUUAAUUUAAACAUGUUAAUUCAACAAUUGGUCUAGAAGGAUUUCCAAUUCCCAGCAUGCUUUGCGUCAGACUGCAUUAGGAGAGUAAAUUUUUUAAAAAUAUGAUUAUUUUAUAUGUUUUUAGUAAAGUUAAAGACUUGUUAGUGUUUAAUGUUCACUUCUCUUAGAUACUUAGAAGAGUUUGACAUAUUUUUCAGUUUUGUGGUUACCAUUGUUUAGAAGAGUGGUGCAUGUGCCUAGUCUCUGCGAAGCUACAUUUCACCUGUAAC
Messenger RNA from Triplophysa rosa, 4756 nucleotides. It is a transcript of the gene usp43b, whose product is annotated as ubiquitin specific peptidase 43b. Gene Ontology annotation, molecular function: cysteine-type deubiquitinase activity. The transcript has 15 exons. The record is from RefSeq and is a predicted model, not a curated record. Lineage: Eukaryota; Metazoa; Chordata; Actinopteri; Cypriniformes; Nemacheilidae. Gene Ontology annotation, biological process: protein deubiquitination. The coding region runs from base 352 to 3903 and encodes 1183 amino acids.